Epinephelus fuscoguttatus (brown-marbled grouper) is the source of this 8940-nucleotide messenger RNA. RefSeq names its product Rho guanine nucleotide exchange factor (GEF) 7a (gene arhgef7a). Gene Ontology annotation, biological process: intracellular signal transduction. The record is from RefSeq and is a predicted model, not a curated record. Gene Ontology annotation, molecular function: guanyl-nucleotide exchange factor activity; protein binding. Bases 372 to 2711 code for a protein of 779 amino acids. The transcript has 19 exons. Lineage: Eukaryota; Metazoa; Chordata; Actinopteri; Perciformes; Serranidae.
GCUGCGAUGCGCAUGUAUGCAGUCCACUGCCUUAACGCAUCACAGCGAACCGCACUUGACAGCUUGCCAGGUUAGAGGGGGGGAAAACACACUCUCUCUCUCACACACACACACACACAUACACACACACACCAUUCAAGGGAGGAAACCAGACCUGCUGAAUUUCCACCAGCCAGCCGUCAUCCGCAUCCAACCCGAGGAGGUAGAGGGUUUCCUGCAGCCUCUCUCUCUCAUCGACAUCUCAUGCAUCAUUUUUGGGGAUUAAUUAUGUUUCUCUCCUAACGCACAGAUGACAGCGUAACCGGGGCGGUAAGCUGCUCAGAUACCCAAAACACAGCCGCUUUGUUGCAUCGGAUCUGUUGUGACUGGACAUGAAUUCGGCGGAACAGACGGUUACAUGGUUGAUUACGCUCGGGGUGCUGGAGUCGCCGAAGAAGACCAUCUCGGAUCCUGAAGCGUUUCUGCAGAGCUCCCUGAAGGAUGGGGUGGUGUUGUGUAGGCUGCUGGAGCGGCUCAGCCCGGGGUCCACGGAGAAAAUCUACCAAGAGCCGAAGAACGACGGCGAGUGUCUGAGCAACAUAAAGGAGUUUCUCAAGGGCUGCACAUCGUUCCGCGUCGAGCCGUUUGAGGCGAGUGACCUGCUGCUGGGGCUGAACUUCUCAAAGGUGCUGAGCAGUCUGGUGUCUCUGAAUAAAGUGACGGCAGAUAUCGGCGUGGGCAGUGACUCAGUGUGUGCCCGACACUCUUCAGCCCAUCGCAUCAAGUCAUUUGAGUCGCUGUCCUCUCAGGCUUCACUGGGCCGAUCCUCCAAGCUGCUGCAGAACCAGUUUCGCAGUCUGGACAUGUCAGAAAACAGUGGACAGCAGCUGCUGGUGAGGGCGCGUUUCAACUUCCAGCAGAACAAUGAGGAUGAGCUCACCUUUGAUAAGGGUGACAUCAUCAGUGUGACUCGUCAGGAGGAGGGCGGCUGGUGGGAGGGGAUGCUCAAUGGCAGGACUGGGUGGUUUCCUAGCAACUAUGUUCGCGAGGUCAAAGGCUCUGACAAACAAGUGUCCCCCAAGUCUGGCACUCUGAAGAGCCCACCGAAAGGCUUUGACACUUCUGCCAUCAGCAAGACGUACUAUAACCUGGUGUUGCAGAACAUUUUAGAAACAGAGACAGAAUAUUCCAAGGACCUUCAGAGCCUCCUGACGAACUAUCUGCGACCUCUUCAGAGCAUUGACAAACUGAGCAGCUCAGAUGUGGCUCUUAUUCUGGGGAACCUUGAAGAGAUCAGCACCUUCCAGCAGAUGCUCGUCCAAUCACUGGAGGAAUGCACCAAGCUUCCAGAGAGCCAGCAAAGGGUGGGAGGCUUCUUCCUCAACCUCAUGCCACAGAUGAAGGCUCUAUAUGUUGGUUACUGCUCCAACCACCCCUCUGCAGUCAAUCUGCUCACCCAGCACAGUGAUGUAUUGGGGGAGUUUAUGGAGGGGAGGGGUGCAGUCAGUCCUGGGAUCCUCACCCUGACCACAGGCCUCAGUAAACCCUUUAUGAGACUUGACAAAUACCCCACCUUACUCAAAGAGCUGGAGAGGCACAUGGAGGAGAGUCAUCCUGACCGGCCAGACAUUCAGAAGUGCAUGGCGUCUUUCAAGAAUCUGUCUGCUCAGUGCCAGGAGGUGCGGAAGCGCAAGGAGCUGGAGCUGCAGAUUCUCACCGAGUCCAUCCGGCUGUGGGAGGGAGAUGACAUCAAGACCCUGGGUGCUGUGCUCUACAUGAGCCAGGUGUUGGUGCAGAGUCCUGGCUCAGAGGACAAGAGCGAGCGUUACCUCAUGCUCUUCCCUCACGUCCUCCUCAUGUUGUCUGCCAGCCCCAGGAUGAGUGGCUUCAUAUUCCAGGGAAAACUGCCCCUGGCCAGCAUGACAGUGAACAAACUAGAAGACUGUGAAGCCCAUAAAAACGCCUUUGAGAUCAAUGGCACAAUGUUUGACCGUCUCCAGGUGGUGUGCACCAACCAGCAGGACCUGCAGGACUGGGUGGAGCACCUGACCAGACAGAUCAAACACACUGCAGCCACAGGACCCAGCCACAAACCACUCACUGUUCCCUGCCACACGCUCCCAUCUCACCCUCUCACCCCGUCCCGGCACGCUGAGGGGAGGGGCAUGACAGUGGCUCCCACCUACCACACCCUUCCUCACCCCUCCUCCCAUGGAACGUCUCACAGCACCAUGAUGUGGGGCCCGCUGGAACCACCAAACACCCCGAAACCCUGGAGCCUGAGCUGCCUGCGGCCCGCACCCCCUUUACGACCCUCUGCAGCCCUCUGCUACAAGGAGGAUCUUAGUAAAAGUCCUAAGAGUGUGAAGAAACUCCUUCCCAAGCGCAAGCCUGAGAGGAAGCAGUCUGAGGAGGAAUUUGCCUUGAGGAAGAGUACAGCUGCUCUGGAAGAAGACGCCCAGAUCCUGAAAGUUAUUGAGGCUUACUGCACCAGCGCCAAAACCAGGCAGACUCUUAACUCCACCUGGCAGGGCACCGACCUGAUGCACAACCACGUGCUGGCCGAUGUGGACCGGUCCUGUACGGACUCGCCGGGCCGCCGUAGCAGCGUGUCCCGGCCAGAGUUGUCCUCUGACCUUUCGGAGGACUCUGACUAUGACUCCAUCUGGACCACCCACAGUUACAGGAUGGGCUCUGUGCCGCGUAAGAGCUGCAUCUCUCACCAGAACUAAAGAACGUACAGUACUGCCAAGCUGUGCUGUGAUGUAACGUACAGCGCGCUUACCUCUUUUACCUUCAAUGUAUUAAAGAAACUAGAUUUUUUUUAUUUAUCUAUUUAUUUUCUAUUAUAUAUUUGUUGAUUUUUUUUGUUAACUUAUUUGGUUUAUUUAUUUUUAGAUCGUUCGUUCGAAGAUGUUUGAAGCAUCUCCCUGUUGCCUUUGCCACUUUCCCUUUUAUGUGCCUCCUCUCUUUGUGUAGUUGUCAUGCAGUAAGUGUUUGGUAAUUCUCGUUAAUUUAUCUUGAAUGUGACCACUCCCCUUCUUUGACCAUAAACGUGGCGGACUCUCAGCAGGGAGUAGAGGGGUUGUCGGAGUGGAGUAUAGGGGGAGGGAUAACCAGGGGAGGGAGAGAUGGGGACUGAGCUUUUCCUGUCUGAUAUUCAGAUGUAAUUCAGGAACGAGUGUAUUCUAUUUACCAUGUACUACUUCUCUCCAGUAUGUGUUUCUAGAGUAUGUAUGCUCAAACAUAGCACAGAUGCCAUACACGCACGCACAGGUUCAGGCACACACGCCCCUGCUGCCUGAUAAUAUAGCAGCAUGCAAAUGAAAUAUCCAAAUUCUUUAUAACAUUGGUGUUUUUAUUAUUUUGAAUCUUUACUCAUGUUGCUGAGCAGGAUUAGAUUUAAAGUACCACAUGACCAAAAGCUACUAACGUACAAAAAAUCUUUGCUAACUGUAAUAGUUUGUGAAACACAGUUCAUAAUUUAAAGGUAUACCAUGUAGGAAUUGUUGGUUUCAGUUUGGAAAAUCUAUCGCAACCAAAAUUAAAAGUUUGCCUGAGUCUGCCCUUGCCUCUUCCACUUAGCCCUUACCCCUCUGUUUUGCGCAUUCACAUCUAGAUUUUGGGUGUCCCGAUUCUUGUCGAGAUAGAGUAGAAGGGUGAAGUGUUAGCACUAUAUGGUCCUUCAAACGGAGACACACUUUGGCUGUGACUCAGUGGUUCGAUUCCUGGCUCCUCCAGUCCGCAUGUCGAAGUAUCCUUGGGCAAGAUACCGUAUGCCAAAUUGCUCCCAGUGGCUGUCCUAUUGGUGUGUUAGCACAUGCUAAUGGUUACUGAGUAGCAAAUGGCACUAUAUUGGUAGCUCCGGCCACCACUGUGUGGAUAUGUGUGUGUCAAUGGGUGAAUGUGACGUGUAGUGUAAAAGCACUUUGAGUGGUCGUAAGACUAGAAAGGCGCUAUACAAUUGCAGUCCAUUUACCAAUUAGCAUUCAAAGCGAGUGUUAUGAGGAAUCAUAGGCAAGAUGGCUGCACGACCAAAUGUAGUUUCUUUGUUAAUUAAGAUUUAAAAAUAAUAAUCAUUGUGUUAUCUCAGUUUAAUGUCAUAUAUUUUUUAUAACAAGCAUAACAAAAAAAAAUUGGUAAUAUGCAAAUUUUGCAGUAGCUAACUGGCUAGCUAGCUAACGUUGCGUUGGCUGAUUUGUACAUGACAGUCCCUUAUUUUCAUGUCACAUUCCCACCCUCUGAUGGCAUUUAAAGUCUUCUGCUUUCUUGUUAUUGCUCCUCUAAUAUCAGUACAGACUGGACAGGUAGGAGCAUUGGUUGCCUACGUUAGCUUACAGAGCCACGCUAGUUCCCUGGUUGUGAAGUUGUGAUAUUUAUUAUUUGAUCGAUUGAAGCUUAAAUUAUGAACAAAUCACGAGGGUCCUGACAACUGCAGCCGCUAACAAACACCACUCUUGUUAAGUCUGUGCCAAGGGAAAAGGUGACACUUGAAAACGAGGGGUAGGGGUAAAAAUAAUAAGUGGAUUUGGGCCUUGGAGUUUGGCCUUGCUGUAUUUGCAUUUUUUGGGGCUGUGUCCGCAUCUUGGAUGCAUGCCACUUACAGUGUGGCACUUGGUUGCUACCUUUUUAUGAAGUCCCGACCUCAAUUGUGCGCUGUGCCCAAGAAUGUCCCAAACACAGCAAAAUAAGAGGAGGGAUUGUGAUAGAGAUUUUUUUUUUUUUGGAAAAUCCUGCAUGGUAUACCUUUUAAUGUAGCUGCUACAGAAAGAGGAGAUUAUCACAUACACUUCAAUCUCUAGUCAAGCAUUCCCCAGCUGGAUCUCAGAGCUAGUGGACUAAGAGGCGUGAUUUUAAAGGGUCAGUUCAGCAAAAGUGCAAAAACACAGCCAAUUUUCACACUUUACUUGUAGUUAUAUCUAGCGUUGCGGGUCGUUUCAUUUGCCCAUUUUAUCUGAGAUUUCUUCCUAAACUGCAGUGGAUGACAAUGAAUGAAAUGAAAUACAGCUUGUGGUGCUUGCAGCUUUGAAGAAACAAUUACAUUUACACAUCAAUGUGUCUUUCCAGGAUUCACUGUCGCUAUUACUCUGGAUACUCCAAAGAUCUCACUGUCAAAAGUUCCAACUCAAACUACUUUCUUCUGAAGAAAUUGUCACUACAAAAACUGUUGACAGCUUUACAGACACAUCCUUGUAGAAUAAAGUUUUUUUUUAAACCCUGUGAGCACCACAAACUAAAUUGCUUGUAAUGCUGUGAAUGCAGAUAUUUAUAGUCAGUGACCUGGACAGAUUUCUGCAUCAUUAGAUACUGUUUCUUCAGUUGAGUGAGGAAAUAUUAAUUUGAAUUUACGGUGGACUGACCCUUUUAAGUCAUUGAUUUUAAUAACUGACUGUUUUGUGUAGUUUCCUAAGCAUCAUCCUUUAAAGCCUGAUCUUCCAUCCAGUAACGUUGCUGUCUGUCAGUGGUUCUACAGGGUUGCAUUUAUAUUAAGUUUUAAACCACAAGUUAGUGCAUUAACAGAAUAAAAACAUUUAUUUAAACCAGGCGUAGCAUACCAGCCUGACACCAAUAGAAUAUUGACCACAGCCUAACACAGCUACAGUCCUGUAUAACAAAUCAAAUGCCUUUGUUUAAUGUCUGCUAGUUAAAGGAAUACUUGGACAUUUUUGGAAACAUGCUCGUUCACUUUCUUUCUAAAAGUUAGGUUGGGAGAUUGAUACCACUCUCAAAUACGUCAGUUCAAAAUGAAGCUGGGGCCAGGAGUAGUUUAGCUUAGCUUAGCUUAGCUUAGCAUACAGAGUGGAAGCAGGGGAAACAGUUAGCCUGGCUCUGUCCAGCAUAAACAAAAUUAUAUUGUAGUUCAUUCCCAUACGUGCUGCUGAGAUAAAUUGUUGUCCUUGGCUCUUCCGCCAUCAGCACAGGGUCUCUCCCCCUCUCUCCUCUUGUGCCAUGCAUUAAGUGUGGGACAGGCAGGAGGAGAGGAGAUGCUGCUCGCCAUAGGAGUUCUGUUAUAGUGAGUUCAAAUGGUUGCAUUGACGCUCUCGCUGUCUGGAUUGGAAGCCUGAGAAAAUGGUGCGCUGUAGUAUAAGCACCAUAGCUCUAAUGCCAUGAAUGUUUUGUUAAGGAUUUUUGUAUAAUCUAAGUCAGCAAAGUUUAAUGCUUCCUAUAAUGCACGAAGAUGGCACCAUAUGCAAAUGAGCUUAUGACAUCACUGGUGGCUUCUUUUUUUAAGAUUAUUUCGUGGGCUUUUUGCCUUUAAUAACAGAACAGUUUCAAGCAAGGGAUGACAUGCAGCAAAGGGCUGUGGGCUGGAAUCAAACCUGUGGCUGCUGCGGCAAGCUCAUUACCUUUGUACAUGGGGUGCCACUCUACCUACUGGGCACCCUGUCACUUAUAGCCACUUUGGAGCCAGUGCUAGCUACUUUCUUUAGAAAAGAGACGGCAAUACUGUGUCCCUUCAAGAUCAAGCCUGAGCCAGGAGGAAGGUUUGCUUAUCUUUGCAUAUGCGCCGCAAACAGGAGGAAACAGCUAGCCUAACUGUAUCUAAAGCUAACAAAUUUAAGCUGCCAGCACCUCUAAAGCUCUCUAAAUGAAUCAUUCAAACAAACAAGACGCAAAAUGUUAAUUAGUGAGCACCUCUAAUAGGAGGUGCCCAAGAGGCAUCCUGAUCAGAUGCCCAAACCACCUCAACUGACCCCUUUCUAUGCGAAAGAGCAGUGGCUCUACUCCUAGCUCCCUCCGGAUGUCUGAGCUCCUUACCUUAUCUCUAAGGCUGAGCCCAGUCACCCUUCGAAUGAAAGUCAUUUCAGCCGCUUGUAUCUGCAACCUCAUUCUUUCGGUCACUACCCAGAGCUCAUGACCACAGGUGAGGGUUUGGACGUAGAUGGACCAGUAAUUCGAAAGCUUUGCCCUCUGGCUCAGCUCCCUCUUCACCACAAUGGUCCGGCACAGCGCCGUGCUAAACUGCCUAUCCAUCUCAUGCUCCAUUCUGCCCUCACUCAUUAACAAGACCCCGAGAUACUUGAGCUCCUUCGCUUGAGGCAGUAACUCUCCCAUCCCAGACGGAGCAAUCCACCAGUUUUGGCAGAAAACCAUGGCCUCAGAUCUGGAGGUACUGACUCUCAUCCCAACUGCUUCAAACUCGGCUGCAAACUGCCCCAGUGCGUGCUGGAGGUCAUGGUGAUAUCAAGCCAACAGAACCAUAUCAUCUGCAUAUAGCAGAGAUGCAAUUCUAAGGUCACCAAACUGGACCCCAUCCUCCCCCCAGCUGUGCCUCGAGAUCCUGUCCAUGAAUAUCACAAACCGAAUCGGAAGAAAGCAAAUAGCAUAGCAUAAUCUUAUGUGUCAAUCUUUUAGUUACGUUCCAAGAAAAAAGAAAACAACUCAUCACGUUGAACUAAAUAGACUGUUUUGUCUGCUUCCUUCCAGUUUUCUCACUUAGCUAAGUUAAGCUAAGCUAACCAGCUACUAGCUCUAACUUCAUAUUAAUUGUGCAGACAUGAGAGUGGUAUCAAUCUUCCCGUCAAACCAUGGACAAGAAUUUGAAUAAGCCCAUUUCCUAAAAUGUUGAACUAUUCCUUUACAUGUGUAGCUGUUACCAGACUCUGACAAUUUGACCAGGUUAGUAUAAAGUCAAAAACAAACAUCCCUUGUGUCACAACACAACUAACUAGCACCUAUGCUACGGCCUCAUAAGCCAGACCCGCCUUUGUGUUGUCUGGCUUGUGAGGUUCCCCACGCUAUCUCUUUAUUAAUGACUAUUUUUAUGAAGAAGUAUUUUUCCAGUAUUGGUAUUAAAAGUACAGGUCGGCAUCCACUUACAGUAGAGUCUAUCUCCUCUUACAGCAAGCAAUGUGGGGGACAUAUGGAAUAUAUCGGUCCAUGUUACAGUACUAUUUACUGUCUCUGAAAUGAUUCCUUUAUUGUAUUCAUUAUUUUAUAUACAGGUUUUUUUUAUUUAUAUUUUAUUCUGUAUGUCGAUGUUUACAAAAUGAUCCCUGGAAAAAUCUUUUUUUUUAACAGUUUAAUUGCUCUGUAUCAAAGUUUACACUUAAAAUGAUUACAACAUGAAGUGUUUGAAUUAUUUUGCACAAUCAUGUAACGGGCCAGUUUGGGUGGGGGAUAGAAACUGUUAAAUUCUGUACUUUUUGUCGUCUACCUAGAGUGUGUAUGAUAUAGUCCUUAAGGUAGACUUGAGUAUUCAGUGUUACUGUAAAGUAAAUGCUCAUUCGUAGUGUAAAUGCUCACCUUUGGUGUUUUGAAAAGCAUUGAGGGUUUAAAAAAAGAAACAAAAAAAUAAAGAAACAAGAGGCCGUGAUUAUACAGGAACAUUUCUAUGUGAACUACUCAUUCAACCUCAGAAUACUGUCAGAGUGGACUUGAAAUAUAAGAGCACAUAGUCUCCCUUUCUGUAAAUACUAGUCGUCAUGGAGCAAGAAAAAAAUCCAUUCUAACUUCUAUGAGUAUUUGAGCUAAGAAUAUCACUGUCCUUAUAUCAUGUGCUAUACUUUGUGACAGGUGUAUUCUGUGAUUUAACAAGUCAAACUGUGGGACAGGCAGGGUGAAAAGAGACCAGCUGUCUUGACCAACAUUGUCCUCUGUGUGCUCUAACGCUGUACUCGGCUCACAAACGUGAUCAUGUCUUAUCUGCAAACAGCGCCUUCAGUGUAUUUGUUCUACUCUGCUGAAGUGUUCAAGUCCCAAAAAGCUGUAUUAUGAGUUUUGAAUAAAUCUGUCAUUUGGUAGACACUGGCAUUCUGGUGGUUUGUGAGAACAGCAAAUAUGGUUUGAUGUUUGAUGUGUCUUUUGUGGAUGAUGAUGUUUUGAGUUCUUGUUAUUUGUGAUGUGAAUGAAUGAAUAUUUUUUGCCAUGUAUCUCCAUAGCCUCUCAUUUCCUCUCACUUUUCUCCAGCUCUUGUCUAAAAUCAGGUCUGUGCAUGACUAACACACUACUACUCUGGUC